UCAUAAUUUUCUUUUUUAGUAGGUUGAUAUUUUUCCGGUCUCUAAACUAUGGCACUGAGCACGAGAUACGGUGAAUUACACUCCUGGUGAGAAAACUGUGAUACAGGAUAAGCAGUGAGUGAAGGCGCGUGUGAUUCGUUGGUUAGAGCCGAUCGUUCUUGACGUCAUUGUCACUAUGGUGACCGCCGGGACUGAGUGAAGCCUGGAAUCUCUUUGCCUGGGAAAGAUAUAGACUCACGCUAAGAAGCGUGUAAGACGUAGUUUAAAAUUAUUCGUUAUUUAGGCUUUAGACUCAUUACCAAUGAUACAUUUUGAAUAUGUUUGACGUCAUAAGUCAUAGGACCGCAAGGUAAACCUGGGUUUAAGUUAAGAGCUGAAACAGACGUCUCUAUGGGUACAGAUAAACAGCUCGCUAUUGGCCAAAACACUCUUUUCCAGCUAUAACUCAUCGUGUAGAAACAAAUGUCUCUUUGAUGUACUGUAAUAAGGAACCACGCGACGUGUUUCGUAUAAAUGUUCGCGUGAUAUGCGAUGUUUACAAGCGUACCUUUCACGUUCGUCGCUGCACACGACACACGCGACAUAAACGGUGAUCGCGCAUUCACACCCGUAUCUACGUUGUCGUGCGCGUCUGCCUGCGCACAUGACGUGGCUACUGUCACAGCGUUUUAUGGCAGAGUUCACUUGCUAUUUAAGUUAAGAAUAUAUCGAACAUUAGGGUGGGAGAGGAUUGGUUUAAAUUUAUCAACCUAUAUGAAAUGGCUUCAAUUAUAAAGUUUAAAAGUACAGGAGUUAAGGGGGGAUCUUAUCAGAAGUGUGAUUCGAUCUCUGGCUGGUUAGGCCUAGCGCAACCUUCGUCUGCUUGAAAGUGUAGAGAGGCAGGAAGUGGGUAGCAUUCAGUGUAUAUCAGUGUCUUUACCUAGUGGCUAACCGUUCUCUUCCAAGAGGUGACAAAUGGCUUCUGUCGCUGCUUGGCUCCCUUUUGCCCGAGCGGCGGCUAUCGGUUGGGUUCCUAUCGCUAACAAUCCUCUUCCCUCCCCACCGGUUACUAAACAAAAAGAAGGUCGAGAGGAUGAAAAAUUUAUCAUCAACAUCAGCGGUUGUCGGUUUGAAACAUGGAGAAACACCGUAGAAAAAUACUCCGAUACCUUACUAGGAUCAAACGAAAGGGAAUUUUUCUACGACGAAGAAAAGAACGAAUAUUUUUUCGACCGAGAUCCCCACCUGUUCCGAUACGUCCUCAACUACUACCGAACGGGCAAGUUGCAUUUCUCGAAGCACGAGUGCCUCAUGGCUUACGACGAGGAGCUGGCUUUUUUCGGGAUUAUUCCAGAUGUCAUGGGUGAUUGUUGUUACGAGGACUACAGGGACAAGAAACGGGAGAAUGCUGAACGAAUUAUGGACGACAAACUAUCAGAAGUGAAAGAACAGACCAAUACGUCCAACUACACGAUCAGGGAGAAGAUGUGGCGGGCCUUUGAGAACCCUCACACCAGUACGGCGGCUCUGGUAUUUUAUUACGUGACGGGUUUUUUUAUCGCGGUGUCCGUGAUGGCCAACGUGGUGGAGACGAUUCCGUGCGGGUUUACAUCCGAGCUGGAAGAGAUCCUCUCUUGCGGAGAGACGUACAAGAUCGCGUUCUUCUGCCUGGACACCGCGUGUGUGCUCAUGUUCACGGCUGAAUACCUACUACGUUUAUAUGCAGCACCCAGCAGGUGCCACUUCAUGCGGAGUGUCAUGUCAGUCAUCGACGUCGUGGCGAUCCUUCCUUACUAUAUCAGUCUCGGUCUCACUGACAACGAGGAUCUGUCCGGAGCAUUUGUUACGCUGCGGGUUUUCCGGGUUUUCCGGAUAUUCAAGUUUUCCCGCCACUCGCAAGGACUCCGGAUCCUGGGGUAUACCUUACAGAGCUGUGCCUCGGAACUGGGGUUUCUAGUCUUCUCACUGGCCAUGGCCAUCAUCAUCUUCGCCACGGUCAUGUUUUACGCCGAGAAAAACGUUAAGGAAACAAACUUUACCAGCAUCCCCUCUGCUUUCUGGUACACCAUCGUUACCAUGACAACCUUAGGGUAAGUGUACAAAGAUAUC
Limulus polyphemus (Atlantic horseshoe crab) is the source of this 2088-nucleotide messenger RNA. RefSeq names its product potassium voltage-gated channel protein Shal-like. The record is from RefSeq and is a predicted model, not a curated record. Bases 955 to 2073 code for a protein of 372 amino acids. Gene Ontology annotation, biological process: potassium ion transmembrane transport; protein homooligomerization. NCBI's taxonomy places the organism in Eukaryota, Metazoa, Arthropoda, Merostomata, Xiphosura, Limulidae. Gene Ontology annotation, molecular function: A-type (transient outward) potassium channel activity; protein binding. The transcript has a single exon. Gene Ontology annotation, cellular component: membrane; voltage-gated potassium channel complex.